Messenger RNA from Nicotiana attenuata, 758 nucleotides. Its product is annotated as HMG-Y-related protein A-like. NCBI's taxonomy places the organism in Eukaryota, Viridiplantae, Streptophyta, Magnoliopsida, Solanales, Solanaceae. The transcript is spliced from 2 exons. Gene Ontology annotation, cellular component: nucleosome; nucleus; nucleolus. Gene Ontology annotation, molecular function: double-stranded DNA binding; nucleosomal DNA binding. Gene Ontology annotation, biological process: chromosome condensation; negative regulation of DNA recombination; nucleosome assembly. The record is from RefSeq and is a predicted model, not a curated record. Bases 189 to 614 code for a protein of 141 amino acids.
CUCGUCCCAACUAUCCCAACAUGAGGUUUGAUGAGUCAGAAGACUCAGAACUGAUGAUGAGUACUUAACAUUUUUUUUUACUGUGCUUUUGAGGCCGACUCUACCCUCCCUCUUUUGUGUACUUCUCAGAAGCUUCUCUUCUCUUCUUUUUCUUCUCUCACACACACACAGUGUCUCUGCAAGUUUCAAUGGAGACUGAAAUGUUCAACAAGAUUCCAUCAUCACACCCUGAAUAUCCUGAGAUGAUUUAUGAAGCCCUUGAGUCACUAAAUCAAGAAGGAGGCUCAAACAAGUCAUCAAUAUCAAAGUACAUUGAAUCCAAAUAUGGAAACUUAGAUCAAGGCCAUUCAAAAUUACUCACUUUCUAUUUAGACAAAAUGAAGCAAAAUGGUGAGUUAGUUUUCCUCAAAAACAAUUACAUUAAACCUGGUCCAGAUGUUCCACCUAAACGUGGCAGAGGAAGACCAAGAAAAGAUCCAAAUGCACCACCUAUUCCUAAAAAACCAAAGCCAACAGCAGCUUCUAAUGCACCACCACCUCUUCUUUCUAAAACAGGAAGGCCAAGAGGUAGGCCUAGGAAAAUUAAACCACAAAAUGGUGUUGAGGGAAGCUGAAAAAUUGAAGGGGUUAUUUGACUUUUUAGGACUUUGUUGUGUUUUUUAUAAUCUUAUUAGGUAAAUUAGUGUUGUUAAUUCUCUUGUAUGAUUGGUACAUGAGUGUUGUGUGGUUGUUGUAGUUGUGCAUGUAGUUUGGAAGAG